UUUUACCUCUUAACUAAAUUUCAAUUCAUUGUUGAUUUGAUUUGUUUUCCAGGGCAUAUUUUAUGCAACUACUGCCUUGCUAGUUGUUGUGGUGCUCUGAAGAACUUCAGUGUGUGUUUUCAAGUAAAUGAGGACCCUUGAAGUGGGUUCCUGACUGUGAAUUAGGUUAACUUUGUGCAGUGGUUGAGUAAAAGCAUAAUGAGUUCUCGGCAUCGCGACAGGAGCCGUUCCCGAUCUCGUGAUCGCGAGCGGCACAAGGAGCGCGACCGGGAGAAGGGUCGAGACCGGGAUCGGGACCGAGAGCGUGACAGGGAUAAAGAUCGAGACCGUGACCGCGAUAGAGACCGCGGGCGGGACCGGGACAGGGACCGCCACCGCUCUAAGAGAGACAAGGAGGACCGAGGCCGUAGCCGUGACAGGCACAAGGAAAAACGCCGUAGUCGGAGCCGGAGUCAUAGUCGUGGACGGAAGUCCAAAGAUAGGGAUGGAACCAUAGCCCUCCUGGACCAGAUGGUGGGCACCACCACGAAGGCCACAGCACGGGCAGUGGCCGGCAAUGGAGUGGCCAACCCUGCAGCGCACGCCGCCAUCCUUGCUGCAGCAGCUGUUGCCCAGACAUUCGUGGCGCAGCGCCGCAUGGCGGCCCCGGUGCAGCCGGCGGCGGCCGCGGCGGCGGCUCUGUCGGCCGCCACCGCUAUCCCGCCACCCACCUCCGUGCAGCAGAAGCUCGAGCAGCUGCAGGCGCGCUCCGAGGGCAGAUACAGGGACAAGUCCCAACCCCCGCAGGACUACCACCCUGAUGAUGACACGGACGACGGCCAGGGUCCGCCGGGCGAGACGGCGGCGGAGCGGCGCGCGCGGCGGCGGCGCACGCGCUGGACGGGCGGCGCGCACGACAAGACCUUCAUCCCCGGCCUGCCCACCGCGCUGCCCUCCACGCUCACCCCGCAGCAGGAGGAGCAGUAUCUACUGCAGCUGCAGAUCGAGGAGGUGUCGCGCAAGCUGCGCUCGGGCGACCUGGGCAUCCCGGCCAACAUCGACGAGAGGUCGCCAUCCCCCGAGCCGAUCUACUCGACGGACGGCAAGCGGCUGAACACCCGCGAGUACCGCACCAGGCGCAAGCUGGAGGAGGAGCGCCACCGGCUCGUCACCAGGAUGCAGACCAUCAACCCGGACUUCAAGCCCCCUCCGGACUACAAGCCACCAAUAAUCCGCGUGCACGACAAAGUGAUGAUCCCUCAAGAGCAGCACCCCGACAUCAACUUCGUGGGGCUCCUGAUCGGGCCGCGAGGCAACACGCUCAAGGCCAUGGAGAAAGAGACCGGCGCCAAAAUCAUCAUCAGGGGCAAGGGAUCAGUCAAGGAGGGCAAGGUCGGUCGCAAAGAUGGGCAGCCGCUGCCGGGCGAAGACGAGCCUCUUCACGCGUACAUCACGGCUGCCAGCGCCGAGUGCGUCAAGAAGGCUCUUGAUAAGAUCAAGGAGGUUAUUCGACAGGGCGUUGAGGUUCCAGAAGGGCAGAACGACCUGCGGCGCAUGCAGUUGCGCGAGCUCGCGCAACUGAACGGCACGCUGCGCGAGUCCGACGCGCCGCGCUGCGCCAACUGCUCCGCGCUCGACCACAAGACCUGGCUCUGCCCUGACAAGCCCAACGUCACGUCGGCCGUCGUGUGCUCCGCCUGCGGAGGCGCCGGGCACAUAGCGAGGGACUGUCGCGCCAGGCGGCCCGGACAUACACCCACCUCCAUGCCUAACAAGGCUAAGAUCGACGAAGAGUACAUGUCUCUAAUGGCGGAGUUGGGCGAGGCGCCGCCGCCCGGCAGCAACCACAGCGGCGGGGGAGGGGGAGGCGGAGGGGGAGGGGGCAACAACGCGCGCCGGUUCGGCGGCGGCCUGUUCCAGCAGGCGCCGCCCGCGCGAGCGCUCUGCGCUCCACCGCCGCAAGGCAACAUCCCGCCGUCGCUGCCGCCGCCGCCGACCGCGUACCCGCCGCCGCCGCCGCCGCCGCACGCUGCGCCGUGGCUCGGCGUGGCCAACAACCAGCCGCCGCCGCCGGGCCUGCCGCCCGCCUUCCCGCCGCCGCCGCCGCCGCAGCACCACCAGGGUGACAAGAUGGGCCCCGGCCCCAUGCAACACAUGGCGCCGCCGCCGCCACCGCCUGGUAUGAUGGGCAUCCCCCCGCCGGGCAUGGGCGGGCCGCCGCCGGGCGCGGGGGGGUGGCGCGGCGUGGGGGUGGGGGUGGGGGGGUACAACCCGCCGCCGUGGGGCGCGCCGCCGCCGCCCUUCCUCGCGCCGCCGCCGCCGCCGCCGCCCGCCAACCACGAUUAAUGUCGUCACAUCACUACACCACCGUGAUGUCGUCUUGCCAACUUACAAAUUCGGUUGCACUAAACUGUCUGUCUCCGUUAAAACGAUUGAUAAAUUGCACUAUAUAAAAAGAGUUCACAGCUAAGUGACGUUGAUCAAGUGACGUCGGUCGGUUGUAAGUGGUGCUAUUAGCCCUAAAUCUAGCAACUAUUGAAGAUGCGUCUCCAAUUUACAAGUUGGAAAUAAAAGACAUGUUAUGCGAGCAAUACACUCGCCAUUUGAUAUAUCGGGACGCCUAAUGACUCAAAAGUAUCUGAACACGGCUCUAUUGUAAGUAUCCUCUGCCUUGGUUAGCAACUAAAAUAAUUCAGCCCCGAUACCCCGCAAGCACUAAAAUACACAAGUGCACUGCACUUUCAUUACAAUAGAUAUAACAGUAUUUCAAAUCCCAAACUUAACAAGGAAUUCCAUAUUAAAAAUCGAAACGUAACGAGCUAUUCAAACUGCUUAAUCGCAAUAAAUAAAUUAAAUAAAUGCUAUGUACAAAGUUGAAGCAAUACGGCCCGUCCAGUGUAGUACGCCGCUAGACCCACCUUUAGGGAUAUAAGUCUAAGUUCACUCGCAUAGUUACUUUUCGAUAGGAAUUAUGUUUAUUAACAUAUUGAACCUAGAUUCUAUGUUUUAAUAUUAUAAUUUGUCCAUAUAUUGCAACUACGAAAAAAAAAUUAUAAUUAGACUAGCGAGCGAAUUGUGGUCCCGAUUACAGUGAUUGCAUGAUAAUAAGUUUUUCAUUCAAUCGCGCAGUAUAAAAAUAAACUUCACUGAUCAUGAUAACCGCAUCCAUCAUACGUUUGCUGUAAAUAGAUACAGACUGAAAAAAAAUGUUGGGUGAUGUCGCCUUGUUUGACCCUCGGGACGCCAGGAAGGCCUAUAGACGUGUAGUCGUGCCCUCAGCGUCGUUCAAAUGUUUAUGACGUGUGGCGUUCAGAGGGUUAAGAAUGUUAGUUGGACUCGAGUAAUCAUUUUGCCGAUAUACUUGCUAAAAUGAGAUGAGAAAACCAUUGAAGAGUCCGUCUAAGUUAAUUGCUUGGAAGUGACAAAGUGUGGAAAUGCCUCUAUAAAUGUAGUGGCACUCCGAUACUGUUGUCAUUGUCACUGCAGUAUUUGUGCAGUUAGCUUGGUACACCUCUGUGUAGAAUGUAUAUGUAAUCGAUACAUUGCCGGAUAAGUGGCGCUAAGAUUCGAAGAUUUAGUAAUAAUGUAUAAUACCCAUUGAUUUGACACGUUCUAUCACAACUAUGAAAUGAUAUGACAAAUAAGUAUGUAUAAAAUUGGUAUAUUAAUAAAUAGAUAUGAUAAAUAAA
This is a messenger RNA of Cydia fagiglandana, 3668 nucleotides long. It is a transcript of the gene SF1, whose product is annotated as splicing factor 1. Gene Ontology annotation, cellular component: nucleus. Gene Ontology annotation, biological process: regulation of mRNA splicing, via spliceosome. The record is from RefSeq and is a predicted model, not a curated record. Gene Ontology annotation, molecular function: zinc ion binding; mRNA binding. Lineage: Eukaryota; Metazoa; Arthropoda; Insecta; Lepidoptera; Tortricidae. The transcript has 15 exons. Bases 199 to 2325 code for a protein of 708 amino acids.